AGCGCUGGAAGCGGGGACUACAGGAGGGACGAAGCUGCUUCCCUCGCUCGCCGAUCAUUCUGCAUAAUCAGGAACACUCAUCUCUCCACCACUUGUCUUUCUAUCUUUUUUUACAUUAGAUCCAGGACUUUCUUUCUCCCUGGUCUCUAUCAACUCCUCACUUCUUCCUGCAUUACACCAAAGCUCAGUCUCCGUAACGAACACUCUUCCUCAUCCAUUACCAAUCGGUCCAAUUCUUAUUCUAUAUUUAAUAUCUUGGACAGACUUUCUCAGUCAUCUGUGUAUCCCAACUGAUCUUGAGAUUUCCACCUCCACUCCUAGAGUUUGGAUUCGUUGGAUAUUGAACAAUUAGGCAAACAAACACUCAAUUCAUCUGCAUAAGCUGCAGCUGUCUGCAUAUAAAAAAAGAAAAUUGAACGCACGAGGGGUUUUUUUCCGUCGAUUACUCUUUUUGGAUGGACCAAGCGACCCCAUCCAAUUUUUAUUUGACGCUCUGUCUGUACGUCUCCUUCUACUUUCUCUUCUUCUCCGCAACCACAACAGUCGACGACAACAACAAUAACGACACCGCAUCAAAAUCAUCGCCAUUCCGAUUCCGUAUCCCUACAGACCAAGAGCUCAAGGACAAACGUCGCGCCAAAUCAUUUUCAGAACAACUGGACCCAUUCUUGGCAGCAACUCGAAAGGCACAGGCCACUAAACAAGUCAAAGAUAUUGCAAAAGCACGAGCAAAGGCAACUCUUGGAACAAUCAGUGGAGCAUAUCAUUCUCAUUCGAGGCAUCAUUCAAAGCAACAUUCAAAGCAAUAUUCAAAAGGUCAUUCAUCGUCUACAGCAACCUCUAAGUUUUCCAACACUGGUAACCAUUUAAGGCAACACUCAAGGCAAAAGAGUCAUCACAGCCAACAUCAUUACGAUAGCUAUCGCAUUAAUAUCCCAGGUAGCUACUUUUUCAACGAUAAUACCUCCAGGAAAUCAGCAAGUACUGAAAAGGCCACCAACAACACUCCGAGUGUCCAAGCACGUGAAUAUAAUCACCUCCAUUAUCAAGGUCAACAAAAGGGAUCCCACUUGACGGAUUAUUUCUCUCCACCUCAUCCUCAACCUAAUAAACAGCCACCACGAUCGCCACGUAGAUUCUCGCGUCAGAACCAGAAACGUUACUAUCAUUUUUCCACAGAAGAACCGUUAAUUCGCAAGAAAAAAGACAUGACAGCCCCAGCGACGGCCAUAACAGAACAACCACCACAUGCACAAGCACAAGCACAGCCCAGCCAGCCAAAUCAAGGUUGGAAUGGUAAUAAAGUUGUCCAGUCAGUAGAGGCACGAGAACAACAACAUCGUCGUAGUAGUAUAAACUGGGCAGAUGAACCAUUAGGUCAGCCAUCACAUUCGCAAACACAGGCACAACAGGCGACUUUGAAUAGGAACUCAAUGUCGCCAGACCGAUACGAAUCCAAGUGUCAUCUUGAAGAAUCCGUUACACCUUCGACAUUGCUAGCACAUCUGCGCGUCUUACGAAUGGUUCAAAGUUUAGUGAUCGUGGAUGAUGAAGAUUUAGAUUUUUUAUUUCUGAUUCGAUCUGAAGAGCGAUAUCUCAAGUUCCUGGAUCUGCUGCAACAGAUGGAGCCGCCAAUUCAUGCAGUUCCCUUGCCACCAUUAGAUGUCGCGUUGAUGUGGAUGGUCCAUAUGCUGGCACCAUUUCGAUACCAUGAAGACCUUCUCAGAAGCUACAGUCCUCAUCUGCUUAAUUAUGCAUUUCCAUUGGAGCGAUAUGUAGCAGCUGUAGACAUUGAGAACCCAACGACACAUGAUGAUGCAUUUUUGACUAGUAAGGCUAUGUGGCUGCAACUUUACCCAGAGGAGCCCUUUGAUUUGGAUAAGGAUGACACAAGCCGGAUGUUUGAGAUUGAAUGCCUUUGGUGUGGCGGCACCAACGUGAUGGAUAGUUCGACCUUUAUCAAAUUCCGGAUCGAUGGCAUGUCAAUCGACUGUAAAGGCUGUGGAUCUCAAUGUAGUCUCCAGACUCUAUCCUCUAAACGAUUCUGGGACGGAGUUGAAGCCUAUCGUGCUGAUUCGUCCAUUCUUCUCGCGGGAUCGAUCCUCUCACCUACAACAGGGAUACCAGACACAGUAGCAGCACAACGUGAGCACCAUCUUCUUUUCUUCCACCCUCGGAUCCAAUUUGCACUCGAUCAAGCAUCCGUGUCCCUUAAUUGUACAUGGCCCAAGGUAAUCCAAACGUUUCAGGAUCUAGGACCAGAUCAAUACUAUGGAAUUCGACCAACGACACUCGCUCGAACGAUUAGCUCAUAUAUGGGCCUUGUUGAAGACCGACUGUCGAUGGAUCUGGUUAGUGGAGCCCUUCGACAGCGUGAUUUCCAAAAGGCCAUGAUGGUUACAGGUGGAUUAGCUUGGUGUCAACCUCAGGUUCUGCAACGGUCUCUGGAUCGCUACAAAAAAUUCAUGGUUCUCGCACGUGCGGACAAUAAUCACACAGGUAAAUCAUCAGCAAAGCUACGUCGAGGCAGUGGUAUCACGGGCAUGUCUUCCAAGGCUGCAGGGGGAGGAAAUCUUGGAGCAGGCCAACCCGGUCGACAUGCAUUAGUCCCUACAUUGGAUAUUGAUCUGGCCUGGCAUACACACAUGUUGGACCCAGCACACUAUCGAUACUAUCAAUUAACCCAUUACGGCAAGGUGUUGAACCAUGAUGACACCAUCCAGGCAUCCUCGGCAAUGACAAAGCAGGAUUUUAUGAGGACUGCAGAGCUUUGGCAGGACCUUUACCAGGAAAAGUAUAGCACUCAACAGAUGACAUGGCGAAAACAAGGGGCCAUGUUGACACCAGGCAAAUUGUGUGCAGGUGUAUGCUUUCCUCCUUUUGGCGUCUAUCUACUCUGGAAGCACUGGAGAUCCAACAAAAAGGCCAGACAGGCAAAUGGAGGCCCUGGCUCUGAGAAGAAAACAAAAAAGACCAAACAAAGUAAAAAAAGCAAGCGGGGAAACGAGGAGACUAAAACGAAUAAAGACACGGAAAAGUCGAAAGCUGAGGAGAGCAGCUUUAAAGAGAAGGAGGGCUCCUUGACUUACGGCGACAAAAACAACGAUGCCGAUAGUAAUAACAACAACAAUAGUAAUCAGAAUUGUAAUAAUAAUAGUAAUAAUAAUAUUAAUAAUGGUAAUGGUAAUAAUAACGGCGGCAACACCACCAACAAGCCUGGAAAGCGUUCAGAGCUGAUGAUCGAAGAGCUGGCAGUUCAGGAUGAAUCUUUGUCAUCACAGCAAACACAACGACAUGAUGUAAAAGGCAAGGGAAAAGUUGUCAGCAACGAUGUACAUCUGGACCUUAAUAACAACAAAAACAGAACCAGCUCUCCAGACCAUGGUGCAAGGAACCUCACUGCAGGACUUGGUUUAGAUGGACGAUUGAGCAAUUGGAACGGUGAUGCUGCGGGACCAGCCGGACAAGCAUCAUGUUCAUCUGGAGCCUGUGUCAUGUCACCAUGGAACGAACUUCAAGACCUUGCUCCCAUUGUUAAUCUGCACCAACAACCGCAACAACAACGUGAGCUUAGGAAGGAAAGGACAUGAUGUCUGAUGUUUUUAUUGUAGUAUAUUUACCAUGUUAAUAACAAUAAUAACAACACGAU
Molecule: messenger RNA, 3649 nt
Organism: Lobosporangium transversale
Lineage: Eukaryota; Fungi; Mortierellomycota; Mortierellomycetes; Mortierellales; Mortierellaceae
Exons: 7
Coding region: 456-3590 (1044 amino acids)
Source: RefSeq, a predicted model, not a curated record